GAAUCAGUAACCUUCAUUAGGAAACUCCGAAGACAUCCUCUGUGGGUGUGUCCAAAUGUGUCGUCAUUCGCGAGGGCCGGCCAGAAGCGUAUGUCAUAUGACUAAACAACAGGAAGAAUUGGAUAUGUGAAGGUGCUAUGUUCUCUAGAAACCGGCAGUUAAAAUAAAAAUAGGUUAUAAUGGCCACGAUUAUCAAAGAAACACCAAGUAUUAAAGAGGCAAUGAUGCACGUUAACACAAUUGACAUCAGCAAGUUUUCUCGGCUACUCUCGCGUAUCUUGCUGAAACUACAUCUAAAGACAGAACGCCCUUUCAGUGAGGAGGAGGAAGAGAAGUUGCAGAGCGCUCUAGGCAUGGAGAAGCCUGCCCUGACUCUGGUGUUGGAGACCAUCUCUUUUAUUUUGGAACAGGCCGUGUACCACAACACAAAGCCAGCCACCCUGAAGCAACAGCUGGAGGCCUUAGGGAUGGACCCAGACAAGGCCGACACUCUCUGCCAAGCUUGGACUACCACUGGCCCCGAUGUCAUUGAGAGGAUCAGGGAGGGAAUAUUCGCUCCCAAAAAGCUGGAGCAGGUGGGUUGGCAGAUGAGUCUGCAGAUGGGCCAGUCAGGCCAGGCCAAGCUCAAGGCCCCCCGUGCGGUGCUGGAGCUGGGACUUCAACAUGAGGAUACAGAGGAAAUCCAUGCACUAUGGUGAUUGAGUGGAACAGACACUACCAAGACGCAACAAUGUUUUGGCUUUGUUAGCAUCCCAAAAAAGAUGCCACGGUGUGAUACUGAUUUCAUCCAGACUUAUCAGAACUGAUGCAUGCUGCUCCACACGGACAUAUGGGCACAAAAUGUGUGUGUGUGUGUAGUACAUUUGUUAUUGCAGUAUAUUGGAUGUAGUCAUAUCUUCAGUCAGUUUAUGCACGCUAACCAUCAAACAUACACGUAUACAACAUUACAUAUACAUAUACAACAGGUAAUGCUAGAGGAAGCAGCUAAUGUAGCAACACACAGUAAAACCUAAGCUGUGUGCUAUGUGUCUGUUAACUGGGGACCCAGGCUAACAUUACAAACCUCUCCUUGUUGAUCGCUAACCACAUGGAGUUAUCUCACAACGUGUGUUAUAAGCCUACUUGUUUAUGGAGGUAUAAGUCACGACGCACACCCCUCCAGACCACCCCCUGCUCAGCCCAUCAUAGAUUCCUUUCACCUCCUGUCACUCUGCCAACCCUUCAAAAACAUCUAUCUAUGUAGGUGUAGGCCUAGUGUGUGCACGCAGCAGAGGCUACGGUUAUACAGAACAACGGACUGUUUUAAUUGGCUUUAGCUCAGCGAAUGAGAAGAAGGGUAUCACUUGCCUAUAGUUGGUGUUGGAUAAUAAUAUUCAUUUUGUUUUCAGUGCUAGAAGGCCUUUGCAAAGUUUGUGAAUGGCAAUGUACUGAAGAGCUAAGACCCUUGUGAUUUUUUUAUAAUAUUUUUUAAUUUCUCUCCCUAAUGAACUGCUAAAGUGAGGGCACAUGUGUCGGAGAGACUUCAGUUUAUAUUCAUAAUGUCAAAAAGUCUUUUUUCUCUAACUAUGGAAAAUUAAAUAAACACAAUGGCAUGCAGUUCUGAAAUGUCCUGUCUAAGUUUUUCCCAUGCCAUAAAGUAACAGAAAUACUUGGGAUUCCCUGGUCUUUUAUGAAAUAUAUCUAUUUGAAUUAAGCAAUGCCACUUAUAUAAUUGGCUUGUUUUAAUUUAUCAUGCAAAAUGAGUGUCUACAUUAAACAAAUAUUAAGAACUGGAUCAGAUAGCAUUGUGUUGCAUCGCAUCAAAUCUCACCGAUUGUUCUGUAUUAAUAUGUAUCGUCCCUGAAACGUCGUAGACCAUGUGUCUAGAUACGUAUUGGAUCAUCUUAUAAGGGAAAGAUGCACACCCCUAGUAGAAACAUGAAUUCUAGCAGUUUCCGGGAGCCUGACUUUCUUCCUCUAUCUUUUUACCAGAGUUGUUUCUUCAGAGUUACGAGAAGACUGAAAAUGCCAAAUAAACACAAAUGUAGCUUAUAUCAGUUUUAGUAUAGAGAGAUAUAGUCAUCCAGGCUCAUUUGUCAUGGACAAUGAGCUGAUGAGUUUAUGUUUUAGCUGUCAAAAUGUACCUUCGUAUCUGUGUGUGCGUGUGUGUCAGUGUGCAGCAUGCUAACUGAUAAGGUGUAUCUGUAUAUCAUUGUUUCUAUCUUAUUUUCAUGCAACCCUGAGUUGCAGCACAAAUCAGACAACAGACUAAUCUCCCACAUUCUCUCCCAAGGCUGCUGGAACAGGCCCCAGUGUGAUAAACACAAGAUAUCUGAGGUUCAUUAUGUCAGUCACGAAGAGCAGGUCUUGAAACAUGCAUCCCAGACGGUUCUUCCAUGAUCAAGCGGAGGGGGAAAGUGAUGGGUGUGCGUGUACAAGUGUAUUUAAAGGGGAUGUGUGCGUGUACAAGUGUAUUUAAAGGGGAUGUGUGCGUGUACAAGUGUAUUUAAAGGGGAUGUGUGCGUGUACAAGUGUAUUUAAAGGGGAUGUGUGCGUGUACAAGUGUAUUUAAAGGGUGUGUGGGCUUCCCUGUUAGUAGCUUGGAAAUAUUUGGAAUUCAGUGGGCAAUAGACAUUGUCAGUUGUUGAGAUUUAGCACAUGCACACAAAAAUGUGUACACUAUCUGCCAAAAAGGGGCCAUAGAUAACUAAAAAAAGGAUGAAAACAUGAACU
Clupea harengus (Atlantic herring) is the source of this 2712-nucleotide messenger RNA. It is a transcript of the gene commd10, whose product is annotated as COMM domain containing 10. The record is from RefSeq and is a predicted model, not a curated record. NCBI's taxonomy places the organism in Eukaryota, Metazoa, Chordata, Actinopteri, Clupeiformes, Clupeidae.